AUGCAACAUAAAACAUUAUCAUGCAAUUUCGACAUCACCUAUCUGUAUACCAUCAACAACUUCACCACAAUAAAUGCCGGUUCAUAUAAAAAAGGCGGCCGACUCAAAACCGACCAAACCCACCACGUCAGCAAAACCACAACCUCGAAGCUUCCUCCAGCAAAUGACACGCUCACACGUGUCCUCUAUUUCCAACGGCUACUUUUCCCGUACUCGAAUAUAAAACACAUAAACAUUUGGUGUUGUUUCCCUCUGAAGAACAUCCGUUACAGCAAUCCCUAUUUACGACAACAAGAAAUUAGGGUUCAUAUCCCCCAUUUGAAAACAAGGAUUAAAAUGGCAUUGGGUAGGAGUUACAGCUUAGGGUUAGUAAAACGCACGAGUUCAUUUGGUAGGAAGAGGAUUCUGAUUUUGAACGAAAUGGAUAUUGAUUCUAUCGAUACGAUUUCGCCCACGAAGAAACGAUCAAUGGGAAACAGUUUUAGUGCCAGUAGAUCGUUGCUGGAAGCUCUCCCUCAGGAUAUUCUCAUUAGGGUCUUGUGUGGUGUAGACCAUGAUGAUCUGAAGAGGCUGUUUCAUGUAUCUAAACCAAUUAGAGAAGCUGCUAUUAUAGCAAAGAAACUGCAUUUUGAAUAUAAUACACCAAAAAAGGUCCCUGCUUUUCGAUCCACCAUAGAACCAUCAUCACUUGAGUUUGAUGAAAUUGGAGCUCCAAGACAAUUGAGAGUAGCUCGUUCUCGAUUGGAUAGAAAAAAACUGGCUUCCAUUUCGGUUGCCUUAUUUACUUCUGAUGCUGAAGAUGAAGGGUUUUCAAGGAGGAAUUUGUAGAAAGUAUCAACUUUUUUUGUAAAUAGAGAGGAAAGAUAGAGAAGAUGGUGUUGUUUGUAGAAGCAAUUUAGGGUUCUUCAAUUGUUCCAUUGAAGAUUAUGGGGUUAUGUGCUUUGUACAUUUAGGAAAGAAAGUAUAGACACUUGUCAGUGUAUUGAUAUUUAUGAAGAUGUAAUUUUGAUUAUUGUUGGUUUUUUGUUAAAAACCAAAUCUUUACUUCAAUGUAAUUAUGUUUUCCACUUCUUUUGUUAUGAUAUACUAUUUAGUUAUUAAGAAUUGU
This is a messenger RNA of Lactuca saligna, 1108 nucleotides long. The record is from the annotation of a GenBank genome assembly. Lineage: Eukaryota; Viridiplantae; Streptophyta; Magnoliopsida; Asterales; Asteraceae.